AUGAAUAAAAUAUCAAGUUUACAUGUAGCACUACCAGAAAUGGCAAUAUCUGAUCACUUAGCUCUUGACUUUGAAUCAUAUCCAUUCACAAUAAGGCAUCCAACAACAAAUGAAGUCAAAUUUGGUGCCAAAUCAAUAUACUAUCGUAUUUUUGGAUUCCCAUGUUCAAUUGACACUGGCCCAGGCUGUAAUGAACGUAUCGAUGGAACAUUCAUAACGGAAGAUGUUAAUUUGAUAACAGAGUUUAUCAAGAGUCGUGGUGGUAUGCCAUCGUUAAAAAUUCACGAUUUACCAGAAGAUUUGCAACAAAAACACAUGUCUUAUCGUAACCGAGAUCAAGAUUAUCCAGGAAAGAUAAUAUUUGAUGCAUAUGAACAAAUUAAUGAUCUUUGGAGACCGCCUAUUGAUCUCGGUGAAGGAAGUUUAGAGCUUUUUCUACAUGACACGCUUAGAUGCUCUCAACCUGUGGCCGAUAAAUCAGACACAGUCACAUUUAUCUAUCUGGCUGGCCAUGGAUUAUCGAAACCAACAAUAGACAAAUUAUUAGCUGGCUCCUCAUUGGGUGAUAUAAACAAAAACUUGAAUGAGAAACACGCAACGACUAUGUUUGUUCAUGAAUUUACUACCGGAAGUCCAUAUACGCCCAAGACUGGUGACAUCUUAGCCUAUGCAACAUUUCUUGAUCAGAAUAUUUUUCUCGAUGAGUUUGUGCCUUGUAAGACUUUUCAUGGAAAUCCUAUCAUUAGUCGUCAUCUAAUAUUAUUAGUAGAUUCAUGUUAUUCUGGUAAUUGGAUUGAUCAUUUGUACAGAAUUAAGUCUCGUCUUAGAUUUAAUAAAAAUAUAUCAGUAACGAUACAAACAAGUAGUACUGCUGAAAAAUCAUCAAAUGGGCUCUACUUUGUACCGUUAUUUAUUAAAUUUCAAAACUUGACCGAACAAGAAUUAACUGAAAUUUGCGAAGAAUAUGAACAGCUUGAUGAUAAACGAAAGGAAGAUCUAACAAAUCGUGCGGUACAAUUACCAUUAUUUUACUGUGCAUAUAAUAUUUCGAUAAAAUUAUUUAAUCCUGAUGAUUCGAAUGAUGAAAAAAGUCUUUUUAUGUCAACUAAUGGGGAUGAUCAAUUAUUCUUUCGUAUACACGGCUUCCGAUUUUUUACAAAAAAAUCGUUUUUUGCCUUUUUCGCUGAUAAAUAUAAAGAAUUAUCAAUAAUGUUAACUCCAGAUAGUGAUGAAUUAACAGUUAGACCAAUAUUACCACCAAAUGAAACUGAUCGAUUCAUGAAGACCUUUAUCUCAUUAAAUCCCUCAGUUCAAAAAUAUCAUGAAGCGUUGCCAAGCAUGCAGUAUAAUAAAGAUGUUCCAAAAAUGAUAAUAAUUGGUAUGAAAUUGAAAAUGGCGCAGAAUAACACUCCACUGUGUAUUGUGGCAAUAGCAUCAUCAAUCAAAUUUGAAACCACUAAUACACCUGAAGAAACUAAAUUGUGUCAUUAUCAUUUGCAUGUACAUUUUCUCCCCCGCCAACAUGUGCUAUAUCCGGGUUGUAUAUCCGGUCUUAAAUUAUAUGAUGCAAAAAUAACUAUGAAAACAAUAAAUAAUGCGAAAGGACAACAACCAGUUUCACGAGAAGUCGAGGCUAGGAACCAGCUUGACAAAGAUGCACAAGAUUAUUCUCGACGGGCAAACACACAACCACCAGAAUUAUAUGUACCUGGCUAUCGUGCAUAUAGUGCGCCACUUUUGCAGUGUUUAUCUACAUGGGCAAAUAAUCGUGACAUCAGUGAUGGAACCGUAUGGAAUGAUCCAUAUAGCUGGAAGGCUGAGCAACUAUUAGGAGAUGUAAUAGUUCGUUCGAGAGAAAUUAUUAUCGAUAAAAAAAAGGCAGAAGAAACGCUUGUCAGUAAUAUCCAAAAAAUACGGGAAUCGUGA
Rotaria sordida is the source of this 1926-nucleotide messenger RNA. NCBI's taxonomy places the organism in Eukaryota, Metazoa, Rotifera, Eurotatoria, Philodinida, Philodinidae. The record is from the annotation of a GenBank genome assembly.